Molecule: messenger RNA, 4228 nt
Organism: Drosophila albomicans
Lineage: Eukaryota; Metazoa; Arthropoda; Insecta; Diptera; Drosophilidae
Exons: 3
Coding region: 927-3665 (912 amino acids)
Biological process (GO): regulation of transcription by RNA polymerase II
Cellular component (GO): cytoplasm; transcription regulator complex; nucleus
Molecular function (GO): DNA-binding transcription factor activity, RNA polymerase II-specific; RNA polymerase II cis-regulatory region sequence-specific DNA binding; protein dimerization activity
Source: RefSeq, a predicted model, not a curated record
ACGGUGAGCGCACAGCUAUCGAUGGUAAAUAUCGAUAGAUGACAAAAAAAAUUUUUUUUGCCACAAAUGUCGCCGAGCUACAUAAUUGUUUAAUAAACAAUUAAUCACUAAUAUAAACAAAAUAGUGCAAAUUGUGUCAGUGUAUGUGUGAGCUAUUCAAUGUAAUUGGCAAGACUGUUCGUAUUGAAUGGCCUGCAAUUGCGCUACGUGCUGUGCCCACAGAGUAACAAUAACAAAAACAACAACGAAAACAAUAACAGCAACACAAACAACAACAACAACAACUGCUGCUGAACUAGAGCCACAACGCAAAGGAGAUUGAGAUUCGCAACGCAAUCAAAAAAAAAAAAAAAAAAAAUCACACACACACAUACAAAACAAAAAAAAUAGAAAAAAAAACAACAGAAAAAAUUCCAUAAAGCGGAAAAUAACAUACGCUGCGUGAGAGUGUUGUGAAGGUGCCAAGGGGGGAGGGGGCUGCCGCGAACAUAGCCCAAAGGUGGUUAACAGUAGCAGCAGCAGCAACAAAAACAACAACAGCAAGAAGAGUACGAUACUACGAGCAAGACCUUGAAAACUUUAAAAGAAAUAGCAACAAAAUACGCUCAAAAUAUUAACAAAAAACGCAAACAGAGCUGAGCGCAGCACGUCGAGAGUGUGAAGAGCGGAGAGUGGAGAGAGGCCGCCAAGUUAUGGAGAGUGACAAUUUUCCGCAGCGCGCCAAUUAAACAUAGAAAAAAGUAAAACAAAACAACAGCGAGAGAGAGAAAAGGAAAUGCAUUGUGGAGAAAAGCGAAUUCGAUAUCGAAUUCGUCGGCAAGCCAGCAGCAGCAGUAGCAGCACAUCACUACACUCACACACACAAAGAAUCAUACACACACAUACACUCACACACACGCCAGACAACAACAAAUAACGUGCGCGAUAUGGCAGCAAUAGUCGCCCCUGCCGCUGCCUCAGCCAGCAGCGGCGUCGCAGUUAUGACAGCAGGCGUCUCAGAUGCGGCGUCAUCGGAGCCCAAUGGCGACGCCAAUGGCGCCUCAAAUGGUCGCGAGGCGCGCAACCUGGCCGAGAAGCAGCGACGCGACAAACUGAACGCCAGCAUCCAGGAGCUGGCCACCAUGGUGCCACAUGCCGCGGAGUCGACGCGGCGCCUCGACAAGACCGCUGUGCUCCGGCUGGCGACGCAUGGACUGCGAAUGGAGUAUGUGUUUGGCAAGUCGGCGACACGACGGCGUCGCAAACACAAUCUCAAGAUGCUGCCAUCGACGCACGAGACGCCACAGCUGACGGACACACUGAUGCAGUUGCUCGACAGUUUUCUGCUCACGCUCACAUGCAAUGGCCAAAUUGUGCUCGUCUCGGGCAGCGUGGAACAGUUGCUGGGCCACUGCCAGUCGGAUUUGUAUGGACAGAAUCUGUUGCAGAUUACGCAUCCCGAUGAUCAGGCGUUGUUACGUCAACAGCUCAUACCACGUGACAUCGAGACGCUUUUCUACCAGCAACAGCAGCAGCAGCAACAACAACAACCACAGCAGCGACAACGACAGCAGCAGCAGCAGCAGCAUCAACGGCGGCACAAGCAGCGACGUCAAAAGUCAAGGCAUUCGCAAUCGCAUUCCACAUCGGCCAGCGACGAGGAGGAGCACGAGGAGGAUGAGGACGAAGCUAACGACGACGACGACGACGUGGAGCUCGAGGAACAGCAAUAUGACAACGACGAUGGUGAUGGUGAUGACGAUGAUGUGGAGCUCAUGGAUAACAUCGAUGCCCACAUGCCACAUCGCAGUCGAACGCGAACCCGCACGCCCAGCCCCGAGACCCUCGCCCAUUGGGCGGCCAUCGAUGAGCGUCUGCGCGCCGAUCGUCGCUGCUUCAAUGUGCGCCUCUCGCGGGCCGCAACGCGAGCGGAGUCGACGCGUCAGUACGAAUGGGUGAAGAUCGAUGGCUGCUUUCGUCGCAGCGAUUCAUCGGUGACGGGUGGCGCCGCUGCCAAUUAUCCAAUCGUCUCGCAACUGAUAAGGCGAUCGCGUAAUAACAAUAUGCUCGCUGUUGCCGCCGCCGCCGCCGCCGCAGCGGCUGCUGCAGCCUCAUCUGAUAACUCGUCGUCGUCAUCGUCCCCGUCGCUGCCGCCUCCCUGCCUGCCACAACACGAUGCCAUCGCGCAGGCCGCGCUCCAUGGCAUCAGUGGCAACGACAUCGUCCUGGUGGCCAUGGGUCGCAUCAUGCGCGAGAGUUCGACGAACCUCAGCCUCCUGUGCCGCCAGCCGGAGCCGUAUCAGCUGGAGUAUCGGACGCGGCAUCUCAUCGACGGCAGCAUCAUCGACUGUGAUCAGCGCAUUGGCAUCGUUGCCGGCUAUAUGAAGGAUGAGGUGCGCAACCUGAGCCCCUUCAGCUUCAUGCAUCUGGACGAUGUGCGCUGGGUGAUUGUGGCACUGCGACAAAUGUACGACUGCAACAGCGACUAUGGGGAGAGUUGCUAUCGACUGCUGUCGAGGAACGGACACUUUAUCUACCUGCAUUCGAAGGGAUUCCUCGAGAUUGACAAGAGCAGCAACAAGGUGCAUUCGUUUCUGUGCGUCAACACGCUGCUGGACGAGCAGGCCGGCAAGCGGAAGGUGCAGGAGAUGAAGAACAAAUUCUCGACAAUCAUCAAGGCCGACAUACCCACGCAGACGAGUCCCGAUUUGCCCGCCUCGCGGGCUCCUCAGCAGCUCGAACGGAUUGUGCUCUAUCUCAUUGAGAAUCUGCAAAAGACAGCAAACAACGGUAGCAAUGGCAUCGACGACAACAUCGAUGCCAUGGACGAUGGCUGCUGCAGUUCGCCAGCAUCGACGCUGACCCUGGAGGAGCAGGCGCCAUCGCCAGCGGCACAGUUGGCUUUGGUGCCGCCAGCGCCUGGGCAUGUGAAGCAUUCGAUAUCGAAGUCGGUGGAUGUGGUGAAUGUGACAUCCGCACGCAAUUUGCAGUACCAGCAAAAGCAGCAGCAGCAGCAGCAACAGUUGCAACAACAGCAGAAGCAGCAGCAGCAACAACAGCAGCAGCAACAACAGAAGGUGCAGCAACAACAGUCUGUUAUAAGGCAGCUGAGCUGUAGCGAGAGCUCCACAUUGUCGCCGGCAAGUGCGAGCAGCGUGGAUACGACUCUCGACGACGGCAACAACAGCAAUGCAUCCCCGCCACCAGCCACAGGAACAGCAGCCACAGCAACGGCAGCAACCACAGUUGUGGCGCCGCGAGUCAGCGUAUUGAAGCGACUGAUGUCAACGCCCAUCAAGUCAGGUGGAACAUCAGCAGCUGGAACGCAAGGUCGAGCAGCGACAGCGGCAGCGGCAGGAGGAGGAACGGGAAAGGGAACGGGAACACAGCUGAAGGCGGCGCUGUCGAGCACGUUGCGCAGCUUGGACACACAGCUGGUGACGAUGGGCGAGGAGGCGCGCACGUUAUUCCAACAACAGUUGCGGCAACGCGAUGCCAUGCUGCCCAGGUUCGAGCAGCAAAUGGAUGCCAUUAUGCUGGAGCAUGAGGUGCAGAAGCAGUUGCUGGUGAACAUAACCAGCGAGUAUGAGACGCAGGUUUCGGUGAUAACAAACAACAAGCAGAAACAGAAACAGUCCAGUGAGAGCAACAGUAACAGUAGCAACAGCGGCAGCAACAGCAAUUAGUGUGGUUACUGCUGGCCAGUGUUGCGAAACGCCAACGUUUUUGCCUUUCGGAUUAGCUACAAUACAAUACUACAACACAACACUAUUUAUUUAAUGUACGUCGACACAUAGCUCAGUAUUCAGUGCACGGCUGAAGCUUUGUCCCCUCCUUAAAUCUUCCUUUCCCUUAAACCUUACUCGAACUACCUCCCGUGUUUUUGUGCGUUGAUCAACACUUAGACCACACUUAAGACCCAGUGCAAAAAGAGUACAAAGAAAACACACACACACAUACAUACAUUGUUUUUAAGCCCAAGCUACUCAUUAAGAGAGCGAGACAGAGACACAAAUUGAAAGAUAGAGAGAGAGAUUCUAGUUUUAAAUAAAUAAACAUUGUGCAACACUGAGCGCGACUGAGCAAUACGCAUAACAAUUACCACAUUUUGCAAGCAACACACAUUUGUGUACACACAAUUAAUUAAUACUCAAUUGAUAGCUGUAAUAAGACUAGCGGAAAAGUCUACAUACCCAGGCACUGGAGUUUUCCCUACCCCCCUCGAACACACACCUACACACACACACAC